CCUCUGACCUUUACCCCACCCACACACACAGCUGCAGCAGGCGUCUCGAAUUGUGUAUACACACCUGCAUUCCCACGCAUGCAAGUUGCUGCCGCUUCCUUCAUAUUUGACCCUGUUCAGUGUCAAGGAGGGGAAAAAUCAAUUGACCAUGCCUGCGCAGUUCCUCACAAACUGCACGCAUCCAGCAACUCUAAAACUUAAGCACUGCACACGUUCGUCCGGCUUUCACCGCUUAGGUUUUCCUCCCCCUGUGACGUCAAUCGGAGUACCAACGGAAGCCGUGCGUCAUCUGAUCCCCAUUGCAUUACUUUUGCUAAUACGGAAGUGUCGGUCCGAAUCCGUGCGGUUACACAAGCCUAAAGAAGUGCCAAUUGGUCCAGCUCGCAGCUGAAAAAAGCCCCUACUCCAGCCCAUUGUGGGGAGGCGUUGCCUGCACAUGACUUGGCAUCAGCAAUUGGCAUUAUUCAUGUAUUUCAGUGCUCGUUCCGCCUCUUAUGAUUGGGGUCCCCUGCGACACGCUUUCAUAGCCAGCCGCCUUGCCGCCCUCUCGUUUUGCAGCAACCAACUUGUCACGCGUCGCAAAAUUGAUUACAGUUUGAGCAGCAGCAGAAUCAGCAACCAAAGCUCUCAAACCUUUUCGAUGGUUUUCCGUUUCACUUAUCAGCUUCAAGUGCAAUUCAAUACCACUUCGACGGCGAGUUUCCCCUUUUCUUUGUUUGCCCCUUCAAUGGUCGAGUGUCGGCUGUUCAAACAAUCGUAUUUAUUUAUAUAGCGCAACGGUGCACAAUGCAUUUUCCGAUUGGAUUUAAUGAUAUAACGAUCCGAUCUCUGAUGGGGUUUACCGCUUCUUCGAACUACUAAAAACAAACAAUGCUCUUCCACAAUAAGCAGUGUCGCAUUAAAGGUCAAUUUGCAGUGAAAACAGAGCCUUGAACCUGAGAUGUUUAAGCACGGGCCAUAUGUGCAAACAGCACAAGCACCAGCACCAGCACCAGCAGAUACCCGAAUCCAUGAGUUGUUUCAUUUAUUUUUAUAAACUCCACGUACUCGCCAGAUGAUAUGCAAACAUUUGCUCUCCGCUCUGAUAUGCACAUAUGUACAAUAUCUUUUUGUUCGGUCAACAGCUUCAACAGCCAUAAAUUUGAGAAUUGUUAAUUCAAAUGUCACUUACCAGCACAGCACAUAAAUCGCAAAUCAAAUCUCUGCUGAAACUUCCUUAUCUGUUGUGGUUUUUUUUGCCUGCCAGCUCAUCGUCAUGAUAAGCCGUAGAAUACCCAAACACCCCUCAAGGUAUUCCAAAGUUUGUGCUUAGAUGAAAGAAUAAUUAAUCUGUAUUUAUACAGAUGACACGUAUUUGCCUCUCCUGUCAUUUAAAAAUAUCAAAACUAGCACUUGACUAUACAUUUUGACACACAGAAAUUGCAAUAAUUGCUCAUUUCCAAUGAGAUCGCUUCAAGAUCAAGGAGACACUGAAGACUCAUAUUCGGACAGCGCCUUCCCGAGCUACUAUCAAGAGGAGAGCCUGGAGGAAGGGGAGCAGGAGCAGACGGAAGGGAGUAACUGCUCUGGGGAUAGCGUUGAGAGCGAGGCGAAUGGCUCUGUCUUGCUGUACAAUAACACAGCUUUGAGCCAUGUUGCGCCCCUCCCCAGCAAAGCUGCCGCCUAUAAAGAGCGCUCACUCUUCUCCUUGGGCUAUAUCGCGCCCGAUAAGUGGCCGACACUGGAGAAAACCCCUUGCCAAAUGAAGAACAAGCCCAAUCUGUAUGAGCUACUGGUGAAGAUGGCCAAAGAUCGUUUGAGGACCGAUACGGUUAUUAAAAUCGGCGACUGUCAAUUCCCUGUGCAUUUCAUGGUUCUGCGGAGCUACUCACAGUCAUUUCGUGAUGCCGGCUACGAAUUGCAAUUGGAGCUGCCGGAGAAUCAGGUGACCCCAAGGUGUUUCAGUCUUAUCUACGAUUGGAUGCUCACCGACAAGCCGCUCCUGCCCCGCCUGGGCCUGCUGGAGGUCCUGCGAGCGGCAAAGUUCUUGAAGAUGACCCAGCUGGAGCGCCAGUGUGAGAAUUGCCUGCUGGACGGUUGCAGAGAGGACGCUGCCGCAUUGUUGUACGUAGAGGCGAGACGCCUUGACAUGGAGCGAUCUCAGCGGCGUUUCCUUCAGCGAAUUUCCAAGUUCUUUCUGACACUUGUGGCCUCCGAGGAGUUCCUCGAUCUACCGCUGAAGGCGCUACUUCUUCUGCUUAAUUCCUCUAUGCUGGGCGUCAACUCCGAGCUGGAGGUGUUCAUGUCUGCAGUGCGUUGGUUGAAUUUUCAUUGGCCACAGCGGCAGGACAAAGUAACAGAAGUCACGUCUUGUGUGCGUUUUCCUUUGAUCGCGCCCUGGCAUCUGGUACGACUACAGAAUUCUGAGUUUUCUGCCUUGGAAGUGUUGAGGGUUUCCUCUGUUUCGGAUGUGCGCCAGCAGAUCCACAAUGGCAUUGCCUACACCACCACGCGAAUUUACUAUGGCGUCGAUCAAGAGGGCUUCAAGCGUCACCUCCUCAAAACGGCUAUGAGCACACCUGAGCAAAGGACUUGGAUCUUCGACCCCGCGUGCGGACACCACCAUCGCAUUAACUGCAAGGUGGCACUGGACUUUUCAUACCAAGCGUUCAUUGAAUAUCUCAACCACCUGCAGGCCCAGCCCACGCAUUACUGGCAAUCGCUGGAGUCUGCAAUGGCCCCGAACGGCGUCGAGUGCCUCAACAGGCAUCACUUAAUCCAAAGUUUGGACUCCUUAGAGCCAACCAAUCAGUGCUAAACUCUUUUAAGUUGUAUUCAUUUGUUUGAAGAAUGUUUAAUAUAUUUCUUGACAGUGAUUGUCAGUCGAUUAUUUA
Messenger RNA from Drosophila guanche, 2873 nucleotides. RefSeq lists its product as uncharacterized. The coding region runs from base 1442 to 2797 and encodes 451 amino acids. The record is from RefSeq and is a predicted model, not a curated record. The transcript has a single exon. Gene Ontology annotation, molecular function: protein binding. NCBI's taxonomy places the organism in Eukaryota, Metazoa, Arthropoda, Insecta, Diptera, Drosophilidae.